This is a messenger RNA of Chironomus riparius, 2985 nucleotides long. The record is from the annotation of a GenBank genome assembly. NCBI's taxonomy places the organism in Eukaryota, Metazoa, Arthropoda, Insecta, Diptera, Chironomidae.
AAGCAGUAGUAGACAGUGUGAGACAAUUUUUUUAUUUUAGUUUUUACUCAUUUUUCAGCUCGAAAAUCGAAUGAAUAUUAAAGAAUAGGACGCGUUUGUUCAUAGACAUUAAUUGUUCUAUAAGAAUAUUCAACGAGUGAUUUUAUCAUAAUCUUAAUGUACAAAGUGAAUUCCUAUGUAUAAAAUAAAAUAUUAAAAAAAAAAAAAUAAAGUGAGAAAGAGAACUUUGUGAGUGAGAAAAGGAGCAUAAAAAAGUUUUGGAAGAAAGAAAGAAAAUUAAACCAUACGAAAUUAAAGAAUAAAUUGAAGGGAAUGGCUACAAGAAGAAGUUGUACAUCUAUUCUUUUAUUUUCGCGUUUCGAUUAUAAAUCACUCUGCACUUCUAGUCUACAUCAUAGAAAUAAGAAUUUCACUUGGAGUUGCACGCAACGAUUUUCUUCUUCAUCAUCGACAUCGGACAUUGCUACGAAAAAUAAUGAGCUAGAGUCCACAACAAGCAAUACCAAUAGUGGUGAAGUGACUGUCACCUAUGUGAGAGGUUUGCCUAAUGUGGUAUGUCCACUGCCUAGUCGCAAUGAAAAGUGCCAAUUUGUGCUUCGUCCUGUAUCCCAUAAUGUAGGCGAUUUUCUAGAAAUGUUAAAGUCAGAAGAUAGAGGCAUUGAUCGAGCGGCAAUUUUAAAUAGAAAUAACGUUCGAAUAGCAUCAUCGUGCUCUAUUGAAAGUCUCAUGGAUGAAAGCUUUUGGUUACAUUUAAAUGAUAAGCAUUACUAUGUUGAGCCACCGGAGCGGGAAAAAAUUUCCUCUGAAGAAAUUAAUAAGUUGGGCGAUGUGAGAUCUUUAGUGUCACAACUUUAUGAGGCUCUUCAUGUCAGCGAACACCAAAUUCGUAAGGAGAGAGACCUUCAUGAGAAAUUAGAGCAUUUAAAUACAAGAUUAGGACCACUAGAAAAGAAACGUUUUGAAUUGGACCUAAAGGCUGGUAGGAAAGCAAACAUGCUCUCAUGGGUUGGAUUAGGCUUGAUGUCUGUACAAUUUGGUGUAUUAGCACGUCUGACGUGGUUUGAAUAUAGUUGGGAUAUUAUGGAACCUGUUACUUAUUUUGUUACUUAUGGCACAGCUAUGGCAGCCUAUGCGUACUUUGUGCUCACUAAACAGGAAUACAUUUUGCCUGAUGUUAAAGAUCGACAACACUUAAUUUCACUUCACAAGGCAGCCAAGAAGAAUGGAUUAGAUUUAGAACAAUAUAAUGAUAUCAAACGCGAAAUUGCCGAAAUUGAGUUCGAUUUGAGGAGGUUGAAGGAUCCAUUGUAUAAAGAUCUUCCAGCUCCACCACCAAAGCUACCAAACUACAGUGCAAGUGAAAUUGCUCAAUCGAACAGAUUAAAAGCGAUUUUUGCUGAUAGUCAGCUUUUGGGGAAGAAGAAUCGCAGCUUAGAGAAAUUAAAAACCAUUUUGGAAUCAGCUAGCAAAAGACUUAAAUGAAAAGGUUCAUUAUCAUCUCUUCCUUUGCCACCUUAUUCUUCUCCUCCUCGUUCUUAAUUCAUUCGUAAUGUAGACAAAAACAAUUUCUUGAUAAUCAUUUUUGUUUCUCCAAAAAAAAGAAAGGAUUAUGCACUCAACAUACUUACUAUAUAUACACACACGUAUACAUACCACACAUACAAGCAUAACCGUAACAAUCAUAUAUGAAUACAUCGAAUAUAGGAAAAUUUAAAGAAGAAAACUUAAUCUCAAUAGCACAAAAAAAAAUCAAAGCAUUUAAUGACGAACAGUUCAUUUUUUUGACUCAAUCAGGAACGAUAAGAAGAAAAGUUAUUGCCACAGACAACAAUUUACGAACAUUACGAGAUUUUUUUUUAUUUAGAUAUUUCUUAGUCGUGUCUCAAUUAUUUAUGUUAAAUGAGAAGGAAAAAAUUAAUUUGUUAACCGUGUAAUAAUCUGAAACCAAUUGCAUUUUUCUUGUGUUUUUCUACUUUAAUUGUAGUUAUAGUCAUAUAAUGUGUCAAUUUGUUGUUACUUAAAAAUAGAUUACCAAUAGUUAUAAACAUUUUCAAUUCAGACUUUACUUUCGCAGUCGCUCGAUUUGGGUUUCAAUUAAGAACAAGAUCAGGGAUGAUUUGUGGGAGAAAUUUUAUUUUCAUUAGAAUUUUUUUUAAAAAAAUACCAACGGUUUUUUAAUUUUUGAAUAAUUAACGACUUUACUAAAUUCAAAAAUUUCAAAGUUCAAAAUUUGAACGAAACCUUUUUCGUAAAAAAAUCAGUUGAACUUUUUUCUGAUAAAAAAAGAACUUCUCACAACCUUGACAUUUUAACACAAAAACUCUUAUUUCCCCUGAGUUGACAAGACUUAAUACGGAAAUGAUACACUUUUGAAAGAAUUACACAGUUUGUUGUCGUAUGAAGUAAGAAGAAUAAAAUAUAAUAAAAUAAACUUUUUUAUACAUUACAAUCAUACGUCAUCAUUGCCAUUCAUCCGUGUCGCUCCUUCAUUUUUUUUUAUGAUUUAUCCAACGAUUAUGAUCCAUAUAAAUAAUAUUCAACAUAAAAUAAUAAUACUGUGUGAAAUAUUUUUUUAUGGUCCUGCGGAAAUAACAAUGGUUAUCAUAGACAUAAUUUUUCAUCCAUCCUUUAUUUAAUGGAUUAUAAAUAAAGUUUUCUUUUAAUGUCAUUUGAGUUGUAAAGAAGAUGGAUUUACAUACACAUUAUGGAUAUACCACAGUGAUAAAUCCUUGUGUGAUUCUCAAUUACAUCAAAAUUAAAUUCUGACAGACGAGAUUACAACCAAUUUAAAAUGGAAGCACUUUAAUGACAGUCGAGAAAGCUCUUAUGGUCAAUUUUGGCUUCAAUGUCUCUGCUAAUUGCAAAUGAUACGGAUUAUUCUUCUGUCGUAAUAAAUAGACAGUUCAUGAAUAUAUUUUGCGGAGCAAUUCUAAUCCAUUAAGCGGGUUUAAAAAACUUUGGUAGAUACAUGGAAUUGCUAUAAGC